Messenger RNA from Suricata suricatta (meerkat), 2447 nucleotides. It is a transcript of the gene TMEM41A, whose product is annotated as transmembrane protein 41A. NCBI's taxonomy places the organism in Eukaryota, Metazoa, Chordata, Mammalia, Carnivora, Herpestidae. The coding region runs from base 84 to 878 and encodes 264 amino acids. The transcript has 5 exons. The record is from RefSeq and is a predicted model, not a curated record.
UAGGCGCAGGCCAGCGCGCAGCACCGCCCGGCGCUGCCUGCAGGCUCCUCCGAGGCCCGGCGAGUCUGGUCGCCGGCGCCGAGAUGCGCCCUCUGGUUGGCCUCCUGCUGGUCUUCAUUGGCUGCACCUUCGCCCUGUACUUGCUGUCGACGCAACUGCCCCGCGGGCGGACGCUGGGCUCAGACCAGGAGACUGGAGGCCGGUCACUGUGGUUCCCCUCAGACUUGGCCGAGCUGCGGGAACUUUCUGAGGUCCUUCGAGAGUACCGGAAGGAGCACCAGGCCUAUGUGUUCCUGCUGUUCUGCAGUGCCUACCUCUACAAACAGGGCUUUGCCAUCCCUGGCUCCAGCUUCCUGAACAUUUUAGCUGGUGCUUUGUUUGGACCAUGGCUGGGGCUUCUGCUGUGUUGUGUGUUGACAUCAGUGGGCGCCACAUGCUGCUACCUGCUCUCUAGUAUUUUUGGCAAACAGCUGGUGGCCUCCUACUUCCCAGAUAAAGUAUCCCUGCUGCAAAGGAAGGUGGAGGAGAACAGAAACAGCUUGUUUUUUUUCUUACUGUUUUUGAGACUUUUCCCCAUGACACCAAACUGGUUCUUGAACCUCUCUGCUCCGAUUCUGAAUAUCCCGAUUGUGCAUUUCUUCUUCUCUGUUCUGAUCGGUUUGAUCCCAUACAAUUUUAUCUGUGUGCAGACAGGCUCCAUCCUGUCAACUCUGACCUCUCUGGAUGCUCUUUUCUCCUGGGAAACGGUCUUCAAGCUUUUGGCGAUUGCCCUGGUGGCCUUAGUUCCUGGAACCCUCAUUAAAAAAUUUAGUCAGAAGGACUUGCAUUUGAAUGAAAUAAGCAACACUAAUCAUCUAAAUAGUAGAAAGGACACGUGAUCUGGGUUUUUGGUUGCUAUGUCCCUGGACUUUGUUGCUUAUUUGUAUAAUGGGGGUGGUCCUGUGCAGCCCUUCGCUGUUUUUUCAUUACCCUCAACAGGUGAUUUGGACAUUAUAUAUCUGUGUGCAAUGUUUUUAUAAAGGACACUCUGUGUUCUAGAAGGUGAAUUGUAUCAGGUUCUCAAACCAGUCCUGGUUUAGGGCACUCUGUGAAACAGAUGGCCUUCUAGAAAAUCCUAUUUGUAUUUUGUUGAAUAACAAGGAACUCUGGUCUGUUAUAUUUGCCUCUCAGCAAGCCUCGGGAGAGGAUGCGGAUUGUCCUUGUCCACGGUGCCUCUUUUGCCAAGUGGUAGUCUGUUGUGACAGGUGUUCUGGUAAAUCCCUGGUGGAUGUUACUGGUAUGAAUGAUGAUGUGAACCCACAUCACUGACAGAACCCCUUCAUCUUGUUUCUUGGAGAGUGUUUUAUUCUGGGUUUUUUUUUUGUUGUUUUUGUUUUUGCCAAUGACCUACCUCUUCCAUAAACCGAGGGAAACUAGCUGACAGACUGCAUAGAACUUCCACCUACAGCUCAAAUGCACAGUGAUUUCUGUGAUACUUUGUGUUCAGGUGUGCUGACAUUACCAUACAUGUCAAAUCUCUUGGUUGCAUGUUCUGACAAUUAGGCUGAUUGCAAAUAGACAAUUAAAUAUGAAUGCAGCAAAUUCUGUAUGUUCUGGAGACAUUCUUCCCUAUCUGAAUGGGGCAGAGCCCCUUGACUCACUGGAACCAAAUGACCUGUCCAUUUUGUAAACUGUCCUUUCUGCGUGGGAAUCCUGUCUCUGUCCCACUAGGAGAAUGAUUCAGUACAUUCAGCUAGCAGCCAGCAUAGCCUCUAAAUUUUUUUCAUUUGUCAAGAAUAACUGAGGAAUAAUUCCAUUUUAUCUUUUAAUUCAAGGAGGAAAACUUGGUUUUGGAUUCCUGGGUUGUGUUGUAUUUUAAUGAUCUGUAGCUGUCCCUGCUGCUUACAGCUGCAGUAUUGAACUGGCACAGACCUGGCUUAAUGCUUCCAAGCCCAGAAGGACCUUGGUGCCUGCACUGAGCAGCCCUGGGAUCCUCUGCUGUACAGAAGUAACUCCUCAUUUCUUACCAGAACCGUUGCCUUCGGGCAUCAUCUGCUGGGUUUUGGUUUGGCUCGGCCAAGAACCUUGCCAAGGCUUUCACUCAAGCCACUCAUUCUACGUGAAUUCUUGAGAACACUCCUCUUCAGGAGGAAGAAUGAAUUCCCAAGCAGUGUUUUGGGGGCAUGGGAUGAUCCACAAAACACAACAAGGACUUCAUUUUUAAAGAUGAUUGCUUUCAAAGAAGCGUGGUAACGGGUGGGGGUGAGUAGAAGGUUGUGUUCUGGAGGAGAAGGAGGAGGGACUGGGAAGCCAGUAUGUUUUCUACGUGUUUGCAAGUGUGUGCCCUUCCCCCUUUAUGUAUGUUUGUCUCUCUCCCUCCUGCCCCACGAUUUUGCUACAAUGUGCCUUACCAGUUAUGUUUAACAGGCAAAGCAAUUUGUCAAAUAAAUGGGUAUAAACGUUCCGUA